AGAACGCAGUCUCUUCAAACACCAACAAACCUCUCUAAUCCCCUGUUUCUUUCUCUUGAUUUUUCACUGUAGAUUCACAAAUAAUGGCCGAUCAGCUCACUGAUGAUCAGAUCUCCGAGUUCAAAGAAGCCUUCAGCCUGUUCGAUAAGGAUGGAGAUGGUUGCAUCACUACGAAGGAGCUCGGAACAGUUAUGAGGUCUCUUGGGCAAAACCCAACAGAGGCUGAACUCCAAGACAUGAUCAACGAGGUCGAUGCUGAUGGAAAUGGGACCAUUGAUUUCCCUGAGUUUCUUAAUCUGAUGGCUAGGAAGAUGAAGGACACAGACUCUGAAGAAGAACUGAAGGAAGCUUUUAGGGUUUUUGAUAAGGACCAAAAUGGCUUCAUUUCUGCAGCUGAGCUUCGUCAUGUUAUGACAAAUCUUGGUGAGAAAUUGACAGAUGAAGAAGUUGAUGAGAUGAUUCGUGAGGCUGAUGUUGAUGGCGAUGGUCAGAUCAACUAUGAGGAAUUCGUCAAGAUCAUGAUGGCCAAGAUCCGAAGAAAGCGACGAAAGAGAAGAAAGGAAGUAGCCAUGCAAUCAAGAGUCAAGUCCUCAAGGAGUGGUUGGAGAAAGGCUCGUGGGAGUUGUAUUGUACUUUAAAUGUGUCAUUCAUAUCUCCUUUUCAAAAUAAAAUUUAUCUGAUCGAAAAUAAUGAGAUCGUCCUAGGUUGCAUUGGUACAUCAA
Molecule: messenger RNA, 722 nt
Organism: Lactuca sativa (garden lettuce)
Lineage: Eukaryota; Viridiplantae; Streptophyta; Magnoliopsida; Asterales; Asteraceae
Product: calmodulin-7
Cellular component (GO): myosin II complex
Molecular function (GO): calcium ion binding
Source: RefSeq, a predicted model, not a curated record